This is a messenger RNA of Oryza brachyantha (malo sina), 5284 nucleotides long. Its product is annotated as protein MODIFIER OF SNC1 1. Gene Ontology annotation, biological process: epigenetic regulation of gene expression. The record is from RefSeq and is a predicted model, not a curated record. The transcript is spliced from 9 exons. NCBI's taxonomy places the organism in Eukaryota, Viridiplantae, Streptophyta, Magnoliopsida, Poales, Poaceae. The coding region runs from base 379 to 4851 and encodes 1490 amino acids.
CUCUGACGCGUGGGGCCCGCCUGCCAUCCUCCCCCGCCGCCGCCGCUCGCCCGCCGGCCGGGCAGGGCGGCACCGUGGGGGUUCGGUUCCGCCGUCCGCGGGCGCUGAUCCGAGCCGGGGCCAGGCCCCCCCCCCCACUCCACGUCCUGAUCGGCUCCCUGAGCCCUAGGGUUUCGUACACCCCCCUCUCGCCUGCUCGGCUCGCUCCGCGCCGCCCCCAGGUCGGGCUCCGGCGGGGAUAGAGAUCUGAUCUCCCCGGCCGGUGGCGGAAGAGGGCCUCGUGGUGGGAGGUUGGUUGCGCUCGAUUUGGGGCGCUGCGGAAUUUGGAGGUCCGUGUGAGAGGGCGCUAGCUCGCGAGGAGGAGGAGGAGGAGGAGCUAUGGCGUCGAGCCUGCUCACUACGGACAAGAGAUGGGCUGCCCCUGCAAGGAAAUCUGGCAUGACUGUUCUAGGAAAAAUUCCAAAACCUAUUAAUUUGCCAAGUCAAAGGUUGGAAAAUCACGGUCUUGACCCCAAUGUGGAAAUUGUUCCAAAGGGCACCCUCACAUGGGGUAGCAAACCCAAUACUACAACCCCAAAUGCAUGGAAUUCAUCUUCACUCCUUUCUCCCAAGAACGAUGGAAGUUCCAAUUCACCCAGCCACUUUAAUGGACGACCCUCUUCUGGGGGAGGAUCAAGACCCUCAACAGCUGGAAGCGAAUCCCUUGACUCACCGAAUGCUUGGGGUUCAAGUUCUCGACCAUCCACAGCAUCGAGCACGCUCCCAACCAAUCAUUUACAAACGGUGACAACUCGUCCUCGAAGUGCAGAGACAAGACCAGGAAGCUCACAACUUUCCCGGUUUGCAGACAAUUCUUCAGAGAAUAUGAAAGUAUCAAUAAGAACUAUUGACAAAUCGGGAUCUUCAUCACAUGGACAUGGAUUUACUCUAAGUACCGGUGAUUUCCCAACACUUGGCUCUGAGUCAAACAGUCAACGAGGUCAUAGCUCUAAAGGACGCCCGACUUCUAGUUCGGGUAAAGAGGCAGCACAAAAUGAACAAGGAAAGAGCCUGCCAGCUGGACCUACUGAAGAAAUAUUGUCAGCCAAUAGUCAGUCUGUGGAUAACAUAAAGACAGAGCAGCAUGUGUAUGAUCAUGGAGGUGCUCCCUUCCCAGCUAAAAGUCUGCCAAAUGAAGUUCAGCAGCCACAACCUUACCCUGCUAACUUUUGUGUGCCCCCACCACAUUUUGAUUCAUGGCAUGCGCCUCCAGGUCAUCCCCCUGAUGGAAUGUGGCACAGAGGAGCGGCACCAGGUGGGCCAUACAGACCACUAGGCCCACCUGGUGGUGGUUUCCCUGUCGAGCCAUUCGCUUAUUAUGGUCAGUUCCCACCCAACUCAGAAGCAACAGCAAGGCAGGGCCCAGGACAUGGUGGGUAUCAACCUAAAAACGGAGAUGCAUAUCUUUCAAUGCCUCCUAAUUCCUACAUGAUGAACCAGCCUGUUAUUCCAGUCAGACCAGUUUACCAGAGCCCAAUGUCUUAUGAUGGGUAUUAUGGCCCUCCUCCACGAGCAAGCUUCAACAAUCCCAAUGUGAGAGAUUCACCUUUUGUUGGAGGUCCUCAUCAACCAGGAAUAUUAAAUCAAUUCCCCAACCAGCAAGAGAAGUUCCACCCUGGACAUCCUCAGAGCAGACCUGGGAAACAUGAAGUAGCUCCUAAUGAGCAUUUGGAAUCUGAUAGAAUACAUGUGAUCCAGCGAGGACAGCCUAGGAUUUUGCAUGAUAACUUAAGAGGGCCACGUGAAGUCGAGAGAAAUGCUCAACCAGCACCACCACUUCUUCCACAUCCAAAUGGAAAUCGGAUUGAUGUAAACAGGAGGGCAGAUAUAAGGGAAACCUUUAAUGAAAAGAACAGGGUCCUUAUGAAGUCGGUGCCUGACCAUAGAGGCCCAGCGGAUGCAAGUCAUUUGUCUAUUCCAGAAAAUGUGCACCCGCAUCCCAGGGAAACUGAUGAUGGCACUAUCCGGAAGAAGUUCAAGGACGAUAACCCCAUUAUUCCUGAUCAGCAACCUGUCAUUAAGAAGAAUGUGGCUUUAAUAGAGAAAAUAGAAAGUUUGAAUAACAAAGCUAGAAAUGUUGAUGUGCGAAAUAUUGCAGAACCAUUAUCAUCCAAAGAAGCCAAGGAGAAGCAGCAAAAAAGUGCUCCUUCAAAGGAAGUUCAGAAACAAGUCAAACUACAAAAUGUACCUGCUGGUGGUAUGGCUGUUGAACUGUCACACUCUGAGUUAACUGAAACCACUAAAGCUGGAAAUCCUGGUGAAUCAACUCGUGAUCGACCACACAGGAGGGGUGAUUCUUCAAGAAGCAGUCACCAUGGUCCUGUUAAAGAUAGGAUAGCUAAUAACUCUGCAGGACAGGGACUCAGAGAAAAUUCUGGAACUGAUUCUUCACCAAUUAUUAGUUUGAGAAAUAGCCAGCAUGACCAGCCUCCUGAUGAUGCUUUGAAGCUGGAACCUGUGAUGGUCACUGAUGAUAUGCCAGCUUCACUUGAUUUUGAAUCUCAGCGUGCAAAAAUGAGGGAGUUGGCUGCACAACGCGCAAAACAAUUGCAAGCUGAGGAGGAGGAACGUACAAAGCAACAGAGAGCAAAAGCUCUUGCAAAGUUGGAAGAACUGAAUAGGCGUUCGUCAGUACAUCAGAAGAGCUCAAAUGAUGCACCACCAGAGAUUGCCGUAGUGCAACAAAAACAAAAUGCUGGAUUUGAUGAGACUGCCAAACCUGCUAGUUUGGCUGCUGAAUCUUGUGAUGUUGCAUGUGAUAGUCAUACUGCUCUUCAGCCACCAAAUGGCCCCAAGCAUACUGAACUUUCUGUACAGUCCAAGUCUUCUACACCAACACAUGCUUUAGGUGUUGGUAAAGAUCCUACUGUUCAUAAUAGCUCAUCGUCAGCCAGGAACUCAGAGCAUGAAGGCCAGAAAGUUAUAGCACAAUCACAUGGCAUUAAUGUCCCAAAGCCUAGACAGGGCUACAGAAGAAGGCAAGCUGUCUCUGAGGUCUCUGAGAAAUUUCCUAGUGAGAAGUCCAGUGCAGUGUUAAGCACAGAAAGUGGCAAGAAAAUUGUUGAGGCCCUUUUGGACACUCCAACUGCUAUUGUUACAUCACAUGACGAUACCCUGGCCCACAACAAGAAGAGUGCCAGACACUCAAGAAAUAAGAAAAAGUCUGAUGAAGCUCCAGUUACUUGUAAGCAUCCACCUGUAGUGCUCAAUGAGCAGGAUUUAGUCAAAGCUCCUAGUGACAAAGUCCCUAGCGAGCCAAAAAUGCAAACAUCUAGUGAGCCAAAAACACAUACUGCUGGUGUUAUCAUCAGUAGUUCAAUAGUUCCUAGUAAAGGUACUGUUGUCACUGUGGGAAGUAUAAUGGUGGGUGGUAUUUCGUUUGGAUCUUUGAACCAAGCAGAUGAAACAGAUGAAGCUCAUAGUAGCAGCUUCAACAGCCACCCAAGACGCCAGCAGGCAAAAAAAUCAGGAAAAAACCAGCAGGCUGUCCGACCUAUUGAGAGGCCACAUGGGAAUGAGGGUGCUGUAUGGGCACCAGUUAAGCUGCCAGGACAGAGCGAACAUUCUGGCGAUGCCAUGAGGAAAGCAGGAGUAGUUGCUCCCACUCAGCCAGCUGGACAGAACACCAAUGAUGGGGAGAACAUUACGAAAACAAAAAGGGCUGAAAUGGAGAGGUAUGUUCCCAAGCCUCUAACCAAAGAGCUUCAGCAGCAGAAUUUGGAGGAAAUAAUUGAAAAGUCUACUGGUGGUAAACUUGAGACUGCACCUGAGGCCAAGAAAUGGGAGGGCAAGAAAACUAAUAGAGGGCAUGGGAAGUCUCAUCCUUCUUGGCGUAGAAGAAAUACAGAUGAGUCAACUUUGGUAGGACCCAAUGCCACUGAGCUAUCAGACAACUAUCAAGAGUCACAUGAACCUCAGAGACAGACUGAUCAGCAUCAAUCGCUUGAACCUGAUAGGCAAGAAGAUGCUCUUGCUAGUAAUAGUUCAGCUGUAGCUGAAACUGUUACAUCAGUAGUUACAGUUACUUCUGCCAAGGAGCAUGGUGCAGCUAACAGGCAAAGGCGUCAGCAUGUUAAGGCUCAGAAAAAUGAGGGAAGUAAUUACCCUACUGAGAACAAGGAUCAAGCAGCAGCACCACCAGCACUGGGCAUUGAUUCAAACUCGUAUGAACGUAGAAGUAUGUUGAGAUCUGAUGUGAAGAACAGUGGAACAAUAUCACAAUCUAGAGCACACUGGAAGCCUAAAACCAUCUCCCAAUCCCAGAGCAAUUCACAUGAGGCUUCCAUCUCCCAGUCCCAGAGCAAUUCACAUGGCAAUAUUGCUAAGGAUGAACACGUGGAUAGUGCAACUCCACAAGACAGCAGCAGCAUCAACCUUGCUGGAAACAGUGGUGGAGAUGAUGAAAAGCAUGCACACGGUGGAGAAAAGAGACAUGUAGAAGAUCAUCAGAAGAGCGAGAGCCAUGAAACUGCAGAACAGCAGCUUAGUCAUGCACCGCGCCGACAGGGCAACCACAAUGGGAGGUACCACAGAGGAGGUGGCACAAACAGGGGAAGGGGUUAUGAUGCUGGGAAGCCAAGCCAUGGCGCAAACACAGACAGGCGGAGGGGUGGCACUCAUCUCGAAUACCAGCCCGUCGGAUCCUUCAGUAAAUCCACAGACUUCCAGCAGAACCCAAGUGUCGAUGAACGGGCCGAGGGGCCUCCAGUGCACAGGGAGCGCGUCCACAAUAAGGGGCCACACCCUGCUGGCCAGUUCGUCAAGCGGAACCCUGCCUCGGCCCCAUCUGCAAAUGCUUACCGAGACGAAUAAUUUUCCUCCACCCCAAAGGAUUCCUAAGCUGUGCGAUCUCUCUCUUUCUGGGUGACGAACAGCAGGUUUGUGAAUGUAAUGUUUCCACAGUUGAUGCCAGUUCAGGGGACUCGUCUGAUGUGAUGAUCUCAACUUCUCAGGCUCCUUGUGUCUAACAUGUUCAGAGAUUAGCAGGUCAAAAGCCACGGCGGCGGCAGCCCUUCGUCGUCGUCGGCGGCGGUUAGUACUAGUGGGGUGUAAUGGAUUUUGUCUGUUCCAGGGCCGUUUGGCCCCUCGCGUGUGAUUGUUAAUUGUUCUGCAGGAGCAUCAUCAUCAUCCCUUGCUUCGGUGAGAUGUGAUGUUGGAAAACUUUGGAAUGUGUACUAACUGGAGUUGACUGAGAACUCAGGUGUUAUUAGCAUCUAAACAGAAGAUAGUUCGUUUUGGGUGAUCU